Lynx canadensis (Canada lynx) is the source of this 1268-nucleotide messenger RNA. RefSeq names its product apolipoprotein O (gene APOO). Gene Ontology annotation, biological process: cristae formation. Gene Ontology annotation, cellular component: MICOS complex. The record is from RefSeq and is a predicted model, not a curated record. NCBI's taxonomy places the organism in Eukaryota, Metazoa, Chordata, Mammalia, Carnivora, Felidae. Bases 223 to 795 code for a protein of 190 amino acids. The transcript is spliced from 8 exons.
GCAGUCUGAGGAGCGACGCGCUGCAGCUCGGCGACGCCGCUACCAGACCAGGCUUCCGAACUAAGCCUUCGCGGGAUCGAAUUGGCUGUACGGCAGUCACCCGAACCGCGGCCCGCUUGCGGUCAGAGGAAUCAGGGCCCUACCCGGCCGCCGUAGCGACCUCUCUGUAGUGGGCGGGGCCGAGGCCGGGGUGACCCCGCGGGAGCCACCUCUGCCAGCAACAUGUUCAAGGUAAUUCAGAGGUCUGUGGGGCCAGCCAGCCUGAGUCUGCUCACCUUCAAAGUCUAUGCAUCACCUAAAAAGGAUUCACCUCACAAAACUUCCGUGAAGGUUAAUGAGCUUUCACUCUACUCCGUUCCCGAGAGUCCAUCUAAAUAUGUGGAUGAGCCAAGGACCCAGCUUGAAGAAAGCAUCUCACAUAUCCGACAUUAUUGCGAGCCAUACACAAGUUGGUGUCAGGAAAUGUACUCACAAACUAAACCCAAGAUGCAGAGCUUGGUUCAGUGGGGGUUAGACAGCUAUGAAUAUCUCCAAAAUGCACCUCCUGGAUUUUUUCCAAGACUUGGUGUUAUUGGUUUUGCUGGCAUUCUUGGACUUCUUUUGGCUAGAGGUUCAAAAAUAAAGAAGUUGGUGUAUCCCCCUGGGUUCAUGGGAUUAGCUGCCUCUCUUUAUUAUCCACAACAAGCCAUCGUGUUUGUCCAGGUCAGUGGGGAGAAAUUAUAUGACUGGGGUUUACGAGGAUACAUAGUCGUAGAAGAUUUGUGGAAGGAGAACUUUCAAAAGCUACAUAGCUGACUGAAUGUUGCCCAUGUUUGCUGGAACACUCUACUCUGAUAAUGAAGAACGGGUAUAGAACAAAGCAUGGUGUUUCCUCCAAGCACUUUGAGGCAUUGCGCAAGCAGGAAGAACUAGGGUUCUUACGUUAAUAUACCUUCUACAUUAUAGAUUGAAGAAUGUUCUUUUUGACUUCUCUCAUCUCAAAUAAAAAAACUCUUUGAAAAUAUGAAGAACUAUCUCCAAAUUGAAAUCCAGAAUUUUGAACUGGAACUUGGAUGUAACAUUAUAGAAUAAAUUAUAAGCCCUCCUCGUUGUUUACAUAAAUCAUCUUCCAAUGAAAUCUUAAGACUUAUUUUUGUAUUAGUGGUAUCUAAAGGAAUUAGUCUCUAUUGAGCCUGUUCAAGCUAGCUUUGGCGAGGAAGUUCUGUAUUAAUAUCAAGUGCCGUUUGGCAAUUCCCUUUAAAGAAUAAACACUCUUAGUUUUGUUUUCA